Messenger RNA from Truncatella angustata, 3438 nucleotides. Its product is annotated as calcium-translocating P-type ATPase. The record is from RefSeq and is a predicted model, not a curated record. The coding region runs from base 1 to 3438 and encodes 1145 amino acids. NCBI's taxonomy places the organism in Eukaryota, Fungi, Ascomycota, Sordariomycetes, Amphisphaeriales, Sporocadaceae. Gene Ontology annotation, cellular component: membrane; intracellular membrane-bounded organelle. Gene Ontology annotation, biological process: intracellular calcium ion homeostasis; calcium ion transmembrane transport. The transcript has 3 exons. Gene Ontology annotation, molecular function: ATP hydrolysis activity; ATP binding; P-type calcium transporter activity.
AUGGCGGGCAAUAGUCUAGCGCCUCCGCCGGCACUGAGUGUCAACACACAUAUUCGGCAAAGCAGUGCCGGAACCGAUACCAUCUCACCUUCUGGGGCAUCGACCAUAUCCAAUCCCUUCCUUACGCCAUCAAAUUCGAAUCCGUUUCUCACACCCAGCAAUAGAAGUCGCGCGUCGAGCGUCGCUACAGCAGUAGAUCCGGACGCUUUGCGGCCGGAUCCCGGAACAGAGCAAGACUUCCAUGUCGAAAACAACCCAUUUGCAUACAGCCCUGGCCAGUUAAACAAGCUUUUGGGCCCCAAAUCACUGCCUGCAUACCGCGCGAUUGGUGGACUAAGAGGAAUAGAAAAAGGCUUGCAGACGGACCUUCACGCUGGUCUUAGCAUUGAUGAGACAAGCGCACCCACAAGGAUCACUUUUGAUGAAGCCGUUUCUGGAACGGUCAAAUACUCGGAAAAACCUCACUCUGCAGGUCAUGCCGACGCCUUCGAAGACCGGAUUCGAGUCUACAGCAAAAACAGAUUACCAUCGAAGAAGGCGACCCCGCUAUGGAAGCUGAUGUGGAUAGCAUACAAUGACAAAGUUCUCAUAUUACUGACAGUCGCUGCUGUUGUUUCUCUAGCCCUUGGUCUUUAUGAGACAUUCGGCGUUAGCCAUGCGGACGACUCGGCACCAGCCGUCGACUGGGUUGAGGGACUCGCCAUCGUCGUUGCCAUUGUGAUUGUAGUGGCAGUUGGCUCAUUGAACGACUGGCAGAAAGAGCGUGCAUUUGUGAAGCUCAAUGCGAAGAAGGACGAUCGAGAGAUCAAGGUUAUUCGCUCCGGAAAAUCUUUCAUGAUCAGUGUAUACGACAUUCUGGUUGGCGACAUCUUACACCUAGAGCCGGGAGACUUGAUCCCCGUCGAUGGUAUCUUUAUCGAAGGUCACGACCUAAGAUGCGACGAGUCUUCAGCUACUGGCGAAUCAGAUGCUAUCAAGAAAACACCCGGAGAUCAGGUCAUGAAGGUUCUCGAGUCUGGUACAAUGACCAAGGAGUUGGAUCCAUUUAUCAUCUCUGGCGCCAAGGUUCUUGAGGGUAUGGGUACUUUCGUUUGCACAUCUGUUGGUGUGAACUCGAGUUUCGGAAAGAUCAUGAUGUCUGUGCGGACGGAGAUGGAGUCAACCCCUUUGCAAAAGAAGCUAGAGGUCCUUGCAAUGGCAAUUGCCAAGCUCGGCAGUGCCGCUGCUCUACUGCUUUUCACGGUGCUUUUCAUUCGAUUCCUCAUCAGUCUGCCAAACGAUAACCGCGGACCGACCGAGAAGGCAUUUUCGUUUCUGGAUAUUCUCAUUGUAACGGUAACUAUCGUUGUGGUUGCCGUUCCUGAAGGAUUGCCAUUAGCUGUCACUCUGGCCCUGGCAUUCGCUACGACCAGACUGGUGAAAGAGAAUAAUCUGGUUCGUAUUCUCAGGGCCUGCGAAACCAUGGGUAACGCCACCACCAUUUGUUCCGACAAAACUGGCACUCUCACAACGAAUAAGAUGACAGUGGUCACUGGCACGUUCGGUGCCUCUCGGUUUGCUAAGGGUGAAGAGAAUGAUGGCACCGAUCAGAAUCUUUCUCAAUGGGCAACUGGUUUGUCACAAGAAGCGAAGGACCUCAUAAUUCAAUCGGUAGCCAUCAAUUCGACCGCAUUCGAGGGAGACGAUGGCGGCCAAACUGGGUUCAUUGGAUCUAAAACAGAGACAGCUUUGUUACAACUGGCCAAGGAUCACUUGGGGAUGCAGAGUUUGUCCGAAGUCCGUGCAAACGAGGACAUCGUUCAGAUGAUGCCGUUCGACUCGAGCAAAAAGUGCAUGGGCGCUGUCAUUCGACUACGAUCUGGCGGCUUUCGUCUCUUGCUAAAAGGUGCCUCGGAAAUUCUGCUCGGUUACUGUACUUCGAAGGCAGAUAUUACGACUUUGGCAGAAAGUGACUUGGCUCACUCCGAUAUGAAGGCACUUCAGGAGAUGAUUGAUUCAUAUGCCAAAAAGUCACUCCGUACCAUCGGCUUAGUCUACCGCGACUAUGCUCAGUGGCCCCCUGCUGGAAUCAAGUCUGAGGAAGGACAGAUUGAGCUCUCGACUGUUCUCAACAAUCUUGUUUUCUUUGGACUAGUUGGCAUCCAGGACCCUGUCCGACCAGGUGUUCCCGAAGCAGUAAGAAAAGCUCAGCAUGCCGGGGUGACAGUAAGAAUGGUCACUGGCGAUAAUGCAGUCACUGCCCAAGCCAUUGCGACCGAAUGUGGCAUUUAUACUGACGGUAUCAUCAUGGAAGGGCCUGUCUUCCGGACUCUGAGUGAUGAAGCUAUGAAUGAGACUUUGCCCAAACUACAAGUACUCGCUCGUUCCUCACCCGAAGACAAGCGAAUUCUUGUCAUUCGAUUGAAGGCUCUUGGCGAAACUGUGGCAGUGACUGGCGACGGUACAAAUGAUGCACCUGCUUUGAAGGCAGCCGAUGUCGGAUUUUCAAUGGGAAUCGCUGGAACGGAAGUCGCGAAGGAGGCAUCCGCAAUCGUCUUGAUGGAUGACAACUUUGCCUCCAUCAUUGUCGCGCUCAAGUGGGGUCGAGCUGUCAAUGAUGCUGUCCAGAAGUUCCUACAGUUUCAAAUCACCGUCAAUAUCACUGCAGUGCUUCUGGCUUUCAUCAGUGGUGUUUCCAGUUCCGAUUUCACCAGUGUAUUGACUGCUAUUCAGCUUCUUUGGGUUAAUCUCAUCAUGGAUACAUUCGCCGCCCUUGCGCUUGCUACCGAUCCGCCUACAGAAAAGAUCCUUGACCGGCCACCACAGCUUAAGAAAGCAUCUCUCAUAACUGUCAACAUGUGGAAAAUGAUUGUUGGACAAGCUAUAUUUCAGCUUACAAUCACCCUUAUUCUUUACUUUGCUGGUGCAUCAAUCUUGGGCUACGACGCCUCCCGGGAGACAGAGCUUAAAACGAUCGUCUUCAACACCUUUGUUUGGAUGCAAAUCUUCAACGAAUUCAACAACCGUCGCUUGGACAACAAAUUCAACAUCUUCGAGGGCAUCCACUGCAACAAGUUCUUCAUUAUAAUCAACUGCAUAAUGGUGGGAGCGCAGAUCCUGAUCGUGUUUAAAGGUGGUAGCGUCUUCUCUAUCGUCAGUAUCGACGGUGUUCAGUGGGCUAUUUGUCUGGUCUUGGCGGCACUGUCUUUGCCCUGGGCCAUACUGAUCCGGCUCUUCCCGGAUCCACUGUUUGAGAAAAUUGCAAAGACGGUUGGCAAGCCAGUAGUUGUCCUUUACAGAGGUCUAGGUCGCUUCUUCUCCAGUGUGGGCAGGGUUUUCAAGAAGCCUGCUCAGAAGCUCAGGGUGAAGAAAGGAACACAAACGGAACAGGAAGAAACAGAAAAGCGGCCCAAUGAAACUCAAGAUGCUCCAGCUGUUGUUGUCUCAGAAGCUGUCUAG